This is a messenger RNA of Cherax quadricarinatus, 1055 nucleotides long. Lineage: Eukaryota; Metazoa; Arthropoda; Malacostraca; Decapoda; Parastacidae. The record is from RefSeq and is a predicted model, not a curated record.
UCCAGGAUUGCUGGAGUCGGAUUCAUGAUAGAAGAACGUUAGUAGUGCUGCUGGUGGUGUUGCGGCGGCGUCGUUACUGUGUCCUCCAUCACCUCGCUCAUAAUACCUGCUCUCUACUGCAGUUCAAAAUGGGGAGAGAGAGAGAACGUGAACGGGAGAGAGAUCGGGAAAGGUACCACCGGCAUAGGUCUCAUUCCCGGGAGAGAGAUCCAGGAAGACGUGAUAGAGAUCGUGAACGCGAGAGACGAGAUCGUAGGUCUCGCUCCAGGUCACGUUCAAGAUCUAGGUCCCCUAGGUCUCAUCGUAGAUCUCCUGUUUAUAUGGCAGGGCCAUCUGGACGACACGAUGAUUCUCCUGUACAAGAAUUAACAGCAGAGGAGAAGCAGAUGAGAGAUGUGUUGGGCUUUGCAUCCUUCCACUCAACCAAAGGAACUACACACAUUGAUCUGUGGGGAGCAACUUGUUCUGAUGGGAAGAGGAGAGAAGACCUUCCUGAUUUUGAUGAGUUCCAGAAGUGGGUUGAAAACAAGAGGGAGAUUGUACAUGAAGAAAAAAAGAGAGAAUUUGAAGAGAGAAAAGCUGCUUAUCGUAAAGAUUUUGACUCGAGGAAUAGUAGAGAUGGAGGGCGAGGAUUUGGUGGCAGAGACAGAGAUGGAGGGCGAGGAUAUGGUAGAGAUGACAAAGGAGGAAGCUCUGGUCGAGAUGACAGAGGUGGUGGGUACGGUCGAGACGACAGAGGUGGCGGCUACGGCAGAGAUGACCGAGGAGGCUUCAGUCGUGAUGACCGAGGAGGCUACGAUAGAGGUAGUGGUUCUGGUCGCGAUAGUGGUGGUAACUAUGGCAGAGAUGACCGAGGAAAUUACAGUCGAGAUGACGACAGAAGUGGAUAUGGACGUGACGAUAGAAGUGGAGGUUAUGGUCGAGAUGAUGGAGGAAGCCGAGAUCGAGGAUAUGAAAGAGAUGAUUUCUCACGUUCAUCCAGGAGGUAUGGAUACAAUCUUUUUGUCAACUCUUAUGUUUGCUUGUAUUCUAAACCCUAAGUAGAAUUGUACUGU